This is a messenger RNA of Malaclemys terrapin pileata, 1395 nucleotides long. RefSeq names its product armadillo like helical domain containing 2 (gene ARMH2). NCBI's taxonomy places the organism in Eukaryota, Metazoa, Chordata, Testudines, Emydidae. The coding region runs from base 1 to 681 and encodes 226 amino acids. The transcript has 3 exons. The record is from RefSeq and is a predicted model, not a curated record.
AUGCUUCUUCAAGUGCUUCAGAUCACUGAAAGUAUGUUUAAGAAGCUCCAAGCUUGUUAUGAAACUUACAUCAAAACCUUUUUCUCUUCUGUGAAGGAAGAGCCCUACACUCCAACUGGCAGCAUUUUUCAUAAGCAAAAAAUUGUUAGAUAUGGCACCAAUUUGAGGAACACACAACUACCCCUGGAACAGAGAGCUGAAGCUGCAAAAAAUAUUGGUCUGCUAGCGUACACAGGUGGGCCAAAUGCUGGAAUGCAUGCAGCAGAAUACAUCCAGGACCUAAUUGAUAUCUUGCACAUGCCAGAUACUUCAGCAAAUGUGAGGAUCCUGGUGCUCCAAGGGCUGUGCGGUAUUUGCUAUAUAAAUUACAGUAACCAAAACAAGGUAAAAGAUCUAAAUCUUGCUGAAGUUCUUCUUGUUUGUCUCAUUGAAGAUGAAAAUUCAUCCCCAGCUAGCAACCAUAUUACCAUGGUUAAGUUCUGGGUUUGUUACCUUCUGACUGUCCUUUGUUGCAACAAUAUCCCUUACAUCAGAAUAUUCCAAGAAUUGGGAGGUCAACUGCUGGAAACCAAGCUGAAAAUCCUGUCUAGCAUGGAAUGGUCUGGCUGGCCAGAUAAUUAUGCAGAAGUACUAUUUUCCCUUUUGGGGUUUUACAAAGGUCAACUUCCUUCUGGUAUUUAAAAUGAAAUAACCCUCUCAAGGAUUGUUAUAAUCUGUGAACUAUUUACAUGGCAUAAUAAAGAAAAUGAAGACAAAUUAAAUAAUGUCACUCUUCCUCUUCCCCAUCCCCCAAGAACUAGUUUGGAAUUAAAAUUAACAGGAGCUAGCUCAGCUCCUAUGCUCACCCAUUAUUCACCCUCUCCCCUCACUCGAAAGUCAGGACUACAUUACAGAACAGGUAAUCUGCCAUCAGGUUCAUUUUCCCCAGCCAAUGCCUUACUAAAAACCUUUCUUCUCCUUUCCCUUCCUGACACACCCUGCACAGUCACUUCAAAGGAUUCCAGACUAAUACUCUCUUGAAUACUCGGCUGGAGCAGGGGUUAGUGUGACCUUGGUGCACCAUAGCCCCAACAGGAUGUGAUAUGUCUGAAGACGCUCGUCAGCAUAUUGAUUCAGCAGAACUUGGGGAGGGGCACAUUGCUUUUUUCUAAAAGGCCUGCUCCUAUUGACAUUACAAUAAACGGGUAGUAUCAGACUCUAAAGGAAUACUAAGGCUAGGUCUACACUACCCGCCUGAAUCGGUGGGUAGAAAUCAACCUCUCGGGGAUCGAUUUGGGACGCGACAAUCGAUCCCCCGAAUCGAUGCUCUUACUCCACCAGCGGAGGUGGGAGUAAGCGCCAUCGACGGGAAGCUGCAGAGGUCGAUUUUGCCGCCGUCCCUACAGUGGGGUAAGU